Messenger RNA from Jatropha curcas, 978 nucleotides. RefSeq lists its product as uncharacterized. NCBI's taxonomy places the organism in Eukaryota, Viridiplantae, Streptophyta, Magnoliopsida, Malpighiales, Euphorbiaceae. The record is from RefSeq and is a predicted model, not a curated record.
UGGGACCCAACUCCCACCUAACAAAAGUUUCUACUAGCCCCAUUUUCCAUUUUCCAAUUAAAUGAUGCUAUUCAAUUCUAACAACACAACCCACCAAAUCAUAGCCAAAUAUACAGAAACCUCUUCAAUCCCUUCAUGGGAUCAUAUACCUUUUUUUAACAAAAAGAACAUCGACACAUAAAACACUAUAUAACGUAACCUACCUUUUAUCCAUAGCGUGGACCUCCAGAUUUCCACAUAUUUCAACUUCCCUCCCUCUCAAAUUCCCUAUGCUUUCCUCUACUCCCUUCAAAAUUUUCAUGGACAAAAAAAAUAAAAACCCUAAAAGAAAUAGCAGCAUUCAUGAUGAUAAUGAUAUCUCCAUCGUUAAAGCAGCAGCAUGGGCUUGGUAUCAACAUGGUUCGGGUUCCGAUGAAGAGAAGCUGAUGCGCGAAUUCGAUGUCUAUAGAACUCCUCAAGCUCCUAAGCCAUCCAGAUACAAGCUAGAAGCUAUGGAUAAAAAGAUCAAAGAAAGUACAACCCAUACUAAUAAUUCUCUUCUUGAUGCGUAUGAGAUUGCGAGUAUAUCCAAGCGACUUGACGAUCUUAUUAUAGAAUCUAGAAAUAGUAGUAUACGAUUUUAUGAUAGAACCUUUAAUGGAGACCAAGAAAGUAUUGUAUCGAUGUCAUCACCAUCACCAGACGGUUCCUAUAGUAGUAAUAGUGCAAUGAAGAGUAAAAAGAAGAAGAAGAGGUUCUUGAAAGGAUUAUGGCUUAGACAUCCAGUUGUUUGUGGUACAACAAAAGAUGUGGAUACAAAAGCUUUUGUUAGGAGGACGUCACUGGCCGCCGGAAAUUUACCAGGCUCCGGUAAUGUAUAAUGGUUGUUUGUAGGCUAGAGAUUGCCCAUGCCUAGUGAAUUUGCCAGCUAUGUACAUCAAUUUAAUGUAACUUUUUAGAAAAAGAAAAGAAAAUUUUCGUUAAUUUUUUUUUAUUUUA